This is a messenger RNA of Stereum hirsutum FP-91666 SS1, 522 nucleotides long. RefSeq lists its product as uncharacterized. The record is from RefSeq and is a predicted model, not a curated record. The coding region runs from base 1 to 522 and encodes 173 amino acids. NCBI's taxonomy places the organism in Eukaryota, Fungi, Basidiomycota, Agaricomycetes, Russulales, Stereaceae. The transcript is spliced from 3 exons.
AUGCAGUUUAACCCUCGACUUCUCUCUCUUUUCGGUCUCCUCUGCGCCGGUACUUCUUCGGCGUCGUACCUCGAUAUCUUCUACUCCGCAAAUUGUCAAGGAACUGUCGAGUUCUACCAGUCUCUGGGUCCCGACCACACAGGCUGCAUCCCUCAACAGGGUACCUCCCUUUUCCUGAGCACUACGGGCUUCCCGUGCAGCGCUCAACUCUGGUCGGAAGGAGGAUGUGGGGGCGCUGUGACUGGAUCAGUGAGUAAUAAUGCGAACGAGGCUAGCUGCAUCAACUUCGAGGGGAUUGCUGGAUCUGCAUAUAUCAGGUGUGGAAAAGUAGGACGGAGUCUGAACAAACCAGAGUGCCUGGCCUUGGUAAAUGAGCCUGCCAUCGUACCCACAGAGAUUGAACACGACUACUCUACCCAUCGUUGGCCAUGGGCUGGACCGGCUGACAUCAAGGGUAAAAAAGCCCAUUUGCCCGAUAAUCAAGCAAACCCGAGGCAUAUUCAGUAUGUGUCUGUACUCUAA